Mus musculus (house mouse) is the source of this 2917-nucleotide messenger RNA. It is a transcript of the gene Pbx3, whose product is annotated as pre B cell leukemia homeobox 3. Gene Ontology annotation, biological process: regulation of DNA-templated transcription. Lineage: Eukaryota; Metazoa; Chordata; Mammalia; Rodentia; Muridae. The record is from RefSeq and is a predicted model, not a curated record. Bases 732 to 1493 code for a protein of 253 amino acids. Gene Ontology annotation, molecular function: DNA-binding transcription factor activity; DNA binding; DNA-binding transcription factor activity, RNA polymerase II-specific. The transcript has 8 exons. Gene Ontology annotation, cellular component: nucleus.
AGCCGGGCUCGGGUCCCGGCUGGCUCCCGGGACCCGGGCCUCAGUUGCGGGCGGGAACUUUCUCCGCCCGCCGGGCACUUGCUGUGUCCCCCAUCGCGCGGGCAAAGUUGCUCGCCGGGCUCGGGACAAACUCGAUCAUUGCUUCGUCCGUGCCCUGCUGCCCGCCCCCCUCCCCAGAUUUAAACCUCCCGCUCGGACCCCAGCGCGCUCCGCGUCCCAGCCGGGUCCGUGGCCGCACCGCAGGGAAGUGCAACUUUCUCCGCCUGCCCAGACUCCGGGCACCCACUCCCCUCGGCCCAGUCCGGGGUGACCGGCUGCUUCCCCGCACAACCCUGUGCGGGAGCGCCAAGUUCUCUAGAGGGAGGGCCGCUUGGCAAACUUUGCGGAGCUGUCACCCGCUGAUUAUUAGCCGCCCGCUGGCCGCUGCGCCCGCUCCUCUUGUGGAGCUUGGGCGUUGGGGUUCCCUCCGCUCCGGUCUGGUCCCUUGGGUCCCGCCGCGGCCCCCGGAGCGGAGCCUCAUGCACGGGUCACUCCUGUGUACGCCGAGGCUUCUGUCGAGCCAGCAGAUGGGUCACGCUGCUAUCGGGCUGGAGCUCUCAGCCGCUAGAGCUUGCCGCCAGUUGCGAACUAGAAACAUGCUCUGAACUGUCACAGAAUGAAACCGGCGCUCUUCAGCGUCUUGUGUGAGAUCAAAGAGAAAACAGGCAUGUAAUGAAUUCACAACACAUGUGAUGAACCUUCUCCGAGAACAGAGUAGAACGCGUCCCAUUUCCCCGAAAGAGAUCGAAAGGAUGGUGGGCAUCAUCCAUCGGAAAUUUAGUUCCAUUCAGAUGCAGCUCAAGCAAAGCACGUGUGAAGCAGUUAUGAUUUUGAGAUCAAGGUUCCUUGAUGCCAGACGGAAAAGGCGUAACUUCAGUAAACAGGCUACGGAAAUCUUGAAUGAAUAUUUUUACUCACACCUCAGCAACCCCUACCCCAGUGAAGAAGCCAAAGAGGAGCUGGCCAAGAAAUGCAGCAUCACAGUAUCACAGGUAUCCAACUGGUUUGGCAACAAACGAAUCAGGUACAAGAAGAACAUCGGCAAAUUUCAAGAGGAGGCCAAUCUCUAUGCUGCAAAAACAGCCGUGACAGCCGCACAUGCAGUGGCUGCAGCCGUGCAGAACAACCAGACCAACUCACCCACCACGCCAAACUCUGGUUCUUCUGGUUCUUUUAACCUCCCAAAUUCUGGGGACAUGUUCAUGAACAUGCAGAGUCUGAAUGGGGAUUCUUACCAAGGGUCCCAAGUCGGAGCCAAUGUGCAGUCACAGGUGGAUACCCUCCGUCAUGUUAUCAAUCAGACGGGAGGCUACAGUGACGGCCUUGGAGCAAACUCACUGUACAGUCCACAUAACUUAAACGCUAAUGGAGGCUGGCAGGACGCAACAACUCCAUCUUCUGUGACUUCUCCUACGGAAGGCCCGGGCAGUGUGCACUCGGAUACCUCUAACUAAUCCCCGGCGCUUUCCCAGCUGACAUGCCUUGAUAAGCGCAUUUGGAGCACUAGGAGAAGGAAAGCGUUUGUAACCCACCACCUACAGCUUUACUGUAACCCUGUCUUCUUAGAGAACUCGGGAAACCUGUUUUUUAAGGAAUCAUAAUCAUUUGUAUUUAAACUUAAGACACACGUUUAAAAAGAAAGCACUUUAUCCAAUUAGGCCAAGAUGUAACAUUGUUGACACUUCUUUAACUGUUUCAUCCUAAUUUAUUAUGGGUCUUUUACAUUAAUGGUUCCACAGUUGCCAGUUCCUUGGCCUUAAGGGUAAGAAGUACCAUCUAUGCUAGACCCCAAUUAUAGAGCAGGCAAGGUUCACCCUGCCUAAGCUGAACCCUUGCGGAUUUCCAUGCAGGCUCUCAUCAUCGUUCUCAUAUCACGGAUGGGCUUGGAGGGAAGGCGAUGUCUGCCUGUCUUCUUAAGGAAGGCAUUUCAGGACUUCCCUUGCCAUGUUUGUGUUGCCAUCUCUUAUGUUGUAAUUAGGUCAAAGACUGGUGGCCUCCUUUCUCCCUCUGAAGUACCAGAGCCUGGAGUCUGCGCUAAUGAGACCAUGGAUCCAGAUUGCCCUAAGAUGAAGAUCUUGCUGCUACAGAGGUGAAAACAAGACCUGUCUGGGGUUUGACCGUGUGCGCUAGGUGCUGCACAGACUUGUCAAGGUGUGCUCUUCCUCUGGGCAGCCUGGAAAGGCCCUGCUCUCUGGAGUGCUGUAUAUAGUGUAGCAAAAGAGUAUUUAUACAUCCCACCAAUCAAAACACAGCUUUAUUACCUCAUGCGAACUCAUACAAACCAAUAGAAUCCCAACAUGUUCUGUAGCUUAGAGCGCUCACUUACUACCUCUGAACAAUACUCACGCUGUAGUUUGUCUCUUUCUUAUCUUUUUUGCAUCUUGUAAUUAACUCUUUGUUUCCCUUCACAAAAUGUAAUGUACAUUGUAAUCUUUUAAAAGAAAACUCAGGGUUGCAUUUGCAACCCUUAAAAAGCCAAGAUUGGCAACAUUGGGUCUGACUCUUAACACAGGAUCAUCCAAGCUGUUGUAAAUACUGAGAAGCGUUUUGAAUGUUCUUCAUCUUGUUACUAAUCCAUACAGAAGAAAAAGGAAAAAAAGAAAAAAAAAAAAAAGGCGGGUUCUUGUGAUGCGUUCAGAUUCAGUAUUCAGCACUGUACAUUUCACCCUGUGUGGCGGGCCCUCUCCUUCUCUUUUUGUAUUGUAUGCGAUUCUGAAACUGACUGGGUCGUGACAAUAAUUUGUGGCGGUGAUUCUGAUGUAUUAAAAGCGUUCCGUGUUCCUUUCUACUGGCUCACACCCUGGAUUGAAAAGUCUUCCUUGUGGUAGUUAUAUGUAGUUUCAAACAUGAAUAAACUUUGCUUUCCUGAUUAAACUUA